Messenger RNA from Trichoderma atroviride IMI 206040, 5271 nucleotides. RefSeq lists its product as uncharacterized. Gene Ontology annotation, biological process: transcription by RNA polymerase II. The record is from RefSeq and is a predicted model, not a curated record. Gene Ontology annotation, cellular component: RNA polymerase II, core complex. Gene Ontology annotation, molecular function: DNA binding. Lineage: Eukaryota; Fungi; Ascomycota; Sordariomycetes; Hypocreales; Hypocreaceae.
AUGGCGAACCUCUACUUUACCCACUCGAGCGCUCCGCUCAAGACGGUGCAGGAGAUCCAAUUCGGACUCCUGUCUCCCGAAGAGAUCAAGAGUAUGAGCGUGGCACAUAUUCUGUACCCCGAAACGAUGGAGGAAGGCGGCACGAAGCCACGCGACGGUGGUCUCAACGACCCUCUUCUCGGCUCGAUCGAUCGACAGUUCAAGUGCAAGACCUGUACACAAGCUAUGGGCGAGUGUCCCGGUCAUUUCGGACACAUCGAACUGGCAAAGCCCGUGUACCACCCUGGCUUCAUCAAGAAAGUCAAGAAGAUCCUGGAAAUUGUCUGCCACAACUGUAGUAAAGUCCUGGCUGAUGAAAGUGAUCCUGAGUUUGUUGCGGCAAUCAAUACUCGAGAUGCAAAGCUCCGUUUCAAGCGGGUAUGGGCCGUCUGCAAGAAGAAGCGGAGAUGCGAGAAUGAGGAUCGGACAGACAAGAACAAAGACGAAGAAUUUGCGCCUGGCAUCAAGCCCGCGCUCGUCGAAAGCCAUGGCGGCUGCGGCAAUGUACAACCUCAAGUACGACAGGUUGCCCUUCAACUGAAGGCGGCUUUCGAGGUAGCUCAAGAGGAUGGGCCCAAGAGGAAAGAGACGGCUCCCAUCACCCCCGAGAUGGCCCACAGCAUCCUUCGCCGCAUUUCUGAAAGGGACCUUGUCAACAUGGGUCUUAAUUCGGACUACGCCCGUCCGGAAUGGAUGAUUAUCACCGUGCUCCCCGUCCCCCCGCCUCCAGUUCGUCCUUCCAUUUCCAUGGAUGGUACUGGAACCGGAAUGCGCAACGAAGAUGACUUGACCUACAAGCUGGGAGACAUCAUUCGUGCCAACGGUAAUGUCAAGCAAGCUAUUCGUGAGGGCUCGCCGCAGCAUAUCGCGCGAGAUUUCGAAGAACUGCUCCAAUACCAUGUUGCGACCUACAUGGACAACGAUAUUGCCGGUCAGCCCCGUGCUCUUCAAAAGAGCGGUCGUCCUGUCAAGGCAAUUCGUGCCCGUCUUAAGGGCAAGGAAGGUCGUCUGAGAGGCAACUUGAUGGGAAAGCGUGUCGACUUUUCCGCCCGUACUGUUAUUACCGGAGAUGCCAACCUGUCUUUACACGAAGUCGGAGUUCCUCGCAGCAUUGCCAGGACCCUGACUUAUCCUGAGACGGUAACGCCGUACAAUAUCGGCAAGCUCCAUCAACUAGUCGAGAACGGUCCCAAUGAGCAUCCUGGAGCCAAGUACGUUAUCAGAUCCGACGGUACCCGUAUCGAUUUGCGCCACCACAGGCGUGCAGCUCAAAUCUCAUUGGAGUAUGGUUGGAAGGUUGAGCGACACUUGAUGGACGGUGACUACAUCAUCUUCAACCGUCAGCCUUCGCUGCACAAGGAGUCCAUGAUGGGACAUCGUGUUCGAGUCAUGCCCUACUCUACUUUCCGGCUCAAUCUGUCUGUCACGUCCCCGUACAACGCCGAUUUCGACGGUGAUGAGAUGAAUCUUCACGUCCCCCAGAGUGAAGAGACUCGCGCCGAAGUCAAAGAAUUGUGUCUGGUUCCCAACAACAUUGUCUCGCCCCAAAAGAAUGGUCCUUUGAUGGGUAUUGUCCAAGACUCUCUCGCCGGUGCUUACAAGAUCUGCCGACGUGAUACUUUCCUUGACAAGAAUCAGGUCAUGAAUCUCAUGCUUUGGGUUCCCAACUGGGAUGGUAUUAUCCCCCAGCCUGCUAUUCUGAAGCCGAGGCCCCGUUGGACUGGCAAACAGAUCAUCAGCAUGGUCAUUCCCAAGGAAAUCAGCCUCAAUGCCCCUGAAGACAAGGCUGAUAACCCUCUCAACGAUACAGGACUGUUGAUCCAAGCUGGCGAGCUGAUGUAUGGUCUCAUGAAGAAGAAGAGCAUUGGUUCGGCCUCGGGUGGUGUCAUCCACCUCUGCUACAAUGAAUUGGGUCCAGAAGGCGCCAUGGCGUUCCUUAAUGGUGUUCAGCAAGUGACUGCCUACUGGCUCCUACAAGAAGGCCACAGCAUUGGUAUUGGUGAUACCAUUCCGGAUAAGCAGACAAUUGAAAAGGUCCAGGCGCAUAUUGACACACAAAAGGCCGAAGUCGCCAGACUUACGGCCCAGGCCACUGCCAACGAGCUGGAGGCUUUGCCUGGUAUGAAUGUUCGUGCUACGUUUGAAAACAAGGUGUCUAUGGCUUUGAACCAGGCUCGUGACCAGGCUGGUACAACAACACAGAAGAGUUUGAAGGAUUCCAACAACGCUGUUACCAUGGCCGAGUCCGGCUCCAAGGGUUCAUCCAUCAAUAUUUCUCAAAUGACAGCGCUUGUCGGACAGCAGAUUGUCGAAGGAAAGCGUAUUCCAUUCGGCUUCAAGUACCGAACGCUUCCUCAUUUCACCAAGGACGAUUACUCUCCAGAGGCUCGCGGCUUUGUAGAGAACUCGUAUCUCCGUGGCCUUACUCCGUCAGAAUUUUUCUUCCACGCCAUGGCCGGUCGUGAAGGUCUUAUUGAUACCGCUGUCAAGACAGCCGAGACUGGUUACAUUCAGAGACGUCUCGUCAAAGCUCUCGAAGAUCUCAAUGCUCAGUACGAUGGAACUGUCCGUAACUCUUUGGGUGAUAUUAUCCAAUUCCUUUACGGUGAAGAUGGUCUUGAUGCAAUGUGCAUUGAAAAGCAGAAGCUUGGAAUCUUGAAGAUGUCGGAUGAGGCCUUUGAGAAGAAGUAUCGCCUUGAUUUGGCCAACCCCCCCGAGUGGUUCAGGAAGGACUACGAGUAUGGCAACGAGUUGACUGGUGACAAGGCUUCCAUGGCUCUUCUCGAUGAGGAGUGGGAUGCCCUGGUCGCUGAUCGUCGUGAGGUGCGACAAAUCAACCGCACAAAGAUGGGUGAAGAGGCAAUGCAGCUUCCACUGAAUAUCGGGCGAAUGAUUGAGACUGCCAAGCGCGUGUUCAACGUCAAGGCGAAUGACAGGAGUAACUUGAGACCUUCUGAUGUCAUUCCUGUUGUGAGAGACGUCAUUAGCAAACUGAAGAUUGUUCGUGGCGAGGAUCCGAUUUCCAAGGAAGCAGAUGCAAGCGCCACUAUUCUCUUCAAAUCUCUUCUUCGCUCUCGACUUGCCUUCAAAGAAGUGGUCAAGGAGCAUCGUCUGAACAAGCUCGCGUUUGAUCACGUACUCGGUGAACUCCAAAACAGAUGGGAUCGGUCAUUUGUCAACCCUGGUGAAAUGGUUGGUGUUCUUGCGGCUCAGUCCAUUGGUGAACCCGCCACCCAGAUGACACUGAAUACUUUCCAUUUUGCUGGUGUGUCUUCCAAGAACGUCACACUUGGUGUGCCUCGUCUCAAGGAAAUUCUCAACCUUGCCAAGAACAUCAAAACCCCUGGCAUGGCGGUUUACUUGGACACUCCCCUGGCUAAGCAGGAGCAAGCGAAGAAGCUGCGAAGUUUGGUCGAGUACACCAACCUCCGAUCAAUCACGUCGGUCACAGAGAUCUACUAUGAUCCGGAUGUCCAAUCCACAACCAUUGUAGAGGAUGUUGACAUGGUUGAGUCCUACUUUUUGAUUCCAGACGACACCCAAGAUACCAUUGAUCAACAGUCCAGAUGGCUUUUGAGAAUUACACUCGACAGACAAAAAUUGCUUGACAAGGAAAUCAAGAUUGACGACGUUGCUCAGCGAAUCAAGGAAGAAUAUCCCAACGAUUUGGCCGUCAUUUUCAGCGACAACAAUGCUGAUGAACAAGUAAUUCGCAUUCGCACUAUUCGUGCUGGCGAUGAAAAGAACGAUGAUGGUGAAAAGAAGAUUGAGGAUGAUGUGAUGCUCAAGCGGCUCGAGGCCCAUCUUCUCGACACGCUGACCCUGCGUGGUGUGCCUGGCGUUGAGAAGGCUUUCUUGACCAAGGGUACUCGGCUUGUCGAGGCAGCCGAUGGCUCUGAGCUCGCGCUCAAGGACGAUCCUCGAUGCACACAGUGGUACCUAGAUACCAGUGGCUCAGCGCUCCGUGAGGUUUUGGCUGUGCCCGGAGUCGAUCCCAUACGAACCUACACCAACGACCUCUGGCAGGUUGUUGAAGUGUUCGGUAUUGAAGGUGCUCGAGCUGCCUUGGUGAAGGAGCUGACGGCCGUGUUGGCUUUUGACGGUUCUUAUGUCAACCAUCGACACAUUGCUUUGCUGUGUGAUGUCAUGACUUACCGAGGAAGCAUAUCUGCCGUCACUCGACACGGUAUUAACCGAGCAGACACGGGUGCGCUCAUGCGUUGUUCAUUCGAGGAGACGGUCGAAAUUCUUCUGGAGGCGGCUGCUACUGGUGAGCUUGAUGACUGCCGUGGCAUUUCUGAAAACGUUAUGCUCGGCCAGAUGGCUCCCAUGGGCACUGGCCACUUUGAUGUCUUCUUGGACCCGAAGAUGCUGGAAACAGUCAUUUCGGACAACUCCCGCAUGGGCCUCAUGCCAGGCAUGCCUGUCAAAGAGGGAGACGUUGAGGGUGCGGCUACGCCGUACGAUACCGGAUCUCCAAUGGGUGAUUCUGGCUACCUCAGCCUCAACUCUCCUGCUGCUGGAAACUUCUCUCCUAUCCAGGGUGCAGGUUCGGAGACGCCUGCUGGAUUUGGAACGGAGUAUGGUGGCGGUGGCUUUGGUGGUAUUGGCUCGAUGAGCCCUUACUCCAUGCGUGGAGCGACGAGCCCUUUCAGCACUUCGCCCACAUCGCCAUUCAGUUCAGGCAUGGGUGGAUACUCUCCUUCGUCACCCAAUACUGGAUACUCUCCCACGUCUCCUAUGAUUGAUGGUGGAAUGGGCCGAUAUGCUUCGUCUCCGUCAUUCAGUCCUUCUUCGCCAUCCUUCUCGCCAACAUCGCCGAUGCUGCGGCCGACAAGCCCUGCCAGCCCCAACUACAGCCCAACGUCGCCAAGCUACUCGCCUGCAUCGCCUUCGUCGCCGAGACACUACUCGCCCACGUCGCCGGCUCAGUUCAAUUCUCCCACUUCGCCUAGCUACUCGCCUGCUAGUCCUAACUAUAGCCCUGCGUCUCCUAAUUUGCAUGGUCCAGGCGCCACUUCCCCAUCAUAUUCUCCUGCCUCACCUUCUUGGUCUCCGACAUCCCCAGAGGCUUACUCGCCUACGAGUCCAAGCUUCUCCAAGAGUCCUGGGUCGCAACAAUCUCCAACUAGCCCCAGCUACUCGCCCACUUCCCCAUCCUUUUCUCCUCGGACACCUGGCCCGGGAGCUUCAGGCAACCAAUACUCACCUAAUUCCCCAGCUAACGAAUGA